AUCACAUGACUUUUCUCAGUUUUAAUCAUGGCGGAAGCAGUGGAACAGGGAAGGAAACCAAGUGAAGAUUCCACAGAUGAGUCAGAGGAGGAGGAGAGCGAAGAGGAGCCCAAGCUGAAGUACGAGCGGCUGGCCAAUGGCGUGACGGAGAUCCUGCAGAAGGAUGCGGCCAGCUGUAUGACGGUUCAUGACAAGUUUCUGGCUUUGGGAACACAUUUCGGAAAGGUCUAUCUGCUUGACAUUCAAGGAAAUAUCACUCAGAAGUUUGAAAUCAGUUCGGUGAAGAUCAACCAGAUCAGCCUGGAUGAGGGUGGAGAGCAUGUCGGUGUCUGCUCUGAAGAUGGCAAGGUGCAGGUGUUUGGACUCUACACCAGAGAGGGCUUCCACGAGAACUUUGACUGUCCCAUAAAGGUGGUGGCGCUGCACCCACAGUUCAGCAGGUCGAACAACAAGCAGUUUGUUACUGGCGGAAACAAGCUGUUGCUGUAUGAGAGGAAUUGGCUGAAUCGCUGGAAGAUGAUGUCUCUGCAUGAGGGAGAGGGUAUAAUCACCAACAUCAAGUGGAGGGCAAACCUCAUAGCCUGGGCCAACAAUGUGGGAGUGAAAAUUUACGACAUCAGCACAAAGCAGCGAAUCACCAACGUGGUCCGGGACAACAUGUCCCUGCGGCCUGACAUGUAUCCGUGCAGCUUGUGCUGGAAGGACAAUUGUACCCUUAUCAUUGGCUGGGGCACCUCAGUCAAGAUCUGUGUCGUUAAAGAGCGAGACCCCUCUGAAAUGAGGGACCUGCCCAGCCGUUACGUGGAAAUCGUGUCUGCGUUUGACAUGGAAUUCUACAUCUGCGGCCUGGGGCCACUGGCCGACCAGCUGGUGACGCUGUACUACGUGAAGGAGGACGCCGACCACGUGGAGGAGGAGUUCCGCGCACGUCCCCGUCUGGACAUCAUCCAGCCUCUUCCGGAGACUUGCGAGGAGAUCUCCUCUGAUGCUCUCACCGUGCGACAGUUCCAGGAGAACGAGUGCAGAGAUUAUCGCCUCGAGCAUUCCGAGGGCGAGUCCCUCUUCUACAUCAUCAGCCCCAAGGACAUUGUGGUGGCCAAGGAGCGUGACCAGGACGACCACAUUGACUGGCUGCUCGACAAAAAGAAAUACGAGGAGGCCCUGAUGGCAGCUGAAAUCAGCUUUAAAAACAUAAAACGGCAUGAUGUGCAGAAAAUCGGCAUGGCUUACAUCAAUCACCUGGUCGAGAGGGGUGAUUACGACGCAGCUGCUCGGAAGUGCCAGAAGGUGCUGGGGAAGAACAUGGACUUGUGGGAGAAUGAGGUUUACAGGUUCAAGACCAUUGGCCAGCUGAAGGCUAUCAGUCAGUACCUGCCCCGGGGUGACCUGCGCCUCAGACCUGCCAUCUACGAGAUGAUCCUGCAUGAGUUUCUGAAGAGCGACUACGAGGGCUUCGCCAUGCUCAUUCGGGAGUGGCCAGGGGAGCUCUACAACAACCUGACUAUCGUUCAGGCGGUUUGUGACCAUCUAAAGAAAGACCCCACUAAUCGUACCCUGCUGACCACCCUGGCUGAGCUUUACACAUAUGACCAACGUUAUGACAAAGCCCUGGAGAUCUACCUGAAACUGAGGCACAAGGAUGUGUACCAACUAAUCCACAAACACAAUCUGUUCUCCUCCAUUGAAGACAAGAUUGUGCUUCUCAUGGACUUCGAUAAAGAGAAAGCGGUUGACAUGCUGCUGGAUAAUGAAGAUAAAAUAUCGACUGACCGAGUGGUGGAGGAAUUAACAGACAGACCUGAACUGCUGCACAUUUACCUACAUAAACUGUUCAAACGGGACCAUCACAAAGGACAAAACUACCACGAGAGACAGAUCAGUCUGUAUGCCGAGUAUGACAGAGCCAACCUGCUGCCGUUCCUGAGAGACAGCACACACUGCCCCCUGGAGAAGGUUUGUGGUAUUUUGUUAGCCAUCUGUUAAAAGAAAGCAAUUUAACCGCAACGUUUACUCCCUGCAGGCCGAAUGGGGAACUGCAGGCGAGCUCUCCAGAUGAUCAUGGAGGAACUGGGGGAUGUGGACAAGGCCAUCGAGUUCGCGAAAGAGCAGGACGACGCCGAGCUGUGGGAAGACCUCAUCUCCUACUCCAUCGAUAAGCCGCCAUUCAUCACCGGGCUGCUGAACAACAUCGGCACCCACGUGGACCCCAUCCUGCUCAUUUACCGCAUCAAGGAGGGGAUGGAGAUCCCCAACCUCAGGGACUCGCUCGUCAAGAUUCUGCAGGACUACAACCUUCAGAUCCUUCUGCGUGAGGGGUGUAAGAAGAUCCUGGUGGCUGACUCACUCUCAUUGCUCAAAAAGAUGCAUCGGACCCAGAAGAGAGGAGUCAGAGUCGAUGAGGAGAAUAUCUGCGAGUCCUGCCACACCCCGAUAUUACCUUCUGAUACAGCCAAGAACUUCAGUGUCGUGGUCUUUCACUGCAGACAUAUGUUCCACAAGGAAUGUCUACCUUCACCUGGAAUGGUCCAGUUCUGCAACAUCUGCAGUGCAAAGCGACGAGGACCUGGAAGUGGCAUCCUGGAGAUGAAGAAGUGAUGGAUGCUGCCCGCUUCAUGCCCAUGAUCUUGCCAACCUCUCUGUUUGUAUGUGUCUCUUUGUGUUGCACUGUAAAAUUUGCGACACAGGAAACGCCCGAUUACUUUUAAUUUGUUGUUUAAACAGGAAGUUGUAGAUAUAACAAGGUAAGCACACAAGUGCAAAAGAUACCUUCUAUCAUUCAGUAUUGACGCAUCUUACGUUAUUUCUGCUCUUCUACAGUUGUUAAUAUUUCUGUGUUGAUUUCUCUUUAAUGGUUUUUGCUUAUGCUUUUGCUGAGUGUUAAUUACUAAAACUGUACUGCUGCCAAUAAAAGUGAUCUUGCGGAA
This is a messenger RNA of Paramormyrops kingsleyae, 2924 nucleotides long. The record is from RefSeq and is a predicted model, not a curated record. Lineage: Eukaryota; Metazoa; Chordata; Actinopteri; Osteoglossiformes; Mormyridae.